Molecule: messenger RNA, 930 nt
Organism: Chlorella variabilis
Lineage: Eukaryota; Viridiplantae; Chlorophyta; Trebouxiophyceae; Chlorellales; Chlorellaceae
Exons: 3
Cellular component (GO): chloroplast envelope
Source: RefSeq, a predicted model, not a curated record
GUCUUCCUCAUCUCCGGGUUGGUGUUGCGAACAGAAGACAUCAAGCGGGCGCUGUCCUAUUGGCCAGGCAUUGUGUACGGCUUUGUGGGGAUCCUCGCGCUGACACCCUUCCUAGGCUUUGCCUUGCGGGAGUUGCCUCUGACGCCGCCCGAGUUUGCCUCCGGCCUCACCAUCUUUGCCGCCGUCCCGACCACCCUGGGCGUGGGCGAGGCGCUGGUGCGCGCCUCAGGCGGCAACGCGGCGCUGGCGCUGCUCCUGCUGGUGGGCACCAACGCGCUGGGCAUCGCCACCAUGCCGCCCUGGCUCAAGGUGCUGCUGUCAAGCGUGGAUGGCUACCAUGUGGCGGUGGAUGCGCUGUCGCUGUUCACCAAGCUGCUGGCCACGGUGCUGGCGCCCGCGGUCGUCGGCAAGGCGGCCCGCGAGCUCAUCCGCCCGGUGGGGCGCUGGGCCACCCGGUACAAGCAGCCGCUGGGCAUGCUGAGCACGGUGCAGCUGGCGCUGAUCAUCUGGCAGACGCUGAGCGGGGCGCAGGAUGUGCUGGUGCAGCAGUCCUUCCUCGACAUCUUCAUCGUAAUCGUGGCCGCCGUGCUCAUGCACGGUUUCUACCUGGCCUUCAACGCCGCCGCCACGGUCUGGGUGCUGCGCAUGCCGCUCAAGGAGGCGAUUGCCGCCACCAUCAUGUCCAGCCAGAAGAGCGCCCCCGUGGCAGUGACCGUCAUCAGCUACCUGACGAGCGACGUGACGCAGCAAGGCCUGCUGGCGGUGCCCUGCAUCGUGGGCCAGCUGGCGCAGGUGUGCGUCAGCUCAGUCACGAAGCUCCAACAAACUGCUGUCCAUCCACGCCCCCUCAUCAUGACCAAACACUAUGGGCACUGUUCCUUGCCCCUUGAUUGCAGAUCUUCAUGGGCAGCUUCUUCGCCCCGUUUUUGA